Xyrauchen texanus (razorback sucker) is the source of this 9539-nucleotide messenger RNA. RefSeq names its product proline-rich protein 12-like. Lineage: Eukaryota; Metazoa; Chordata; Actinopteri; Cypriniformes; Catostomidae. The transcript has 16 exons. Bases 196 to 8079 code for a protein of 2627 amino acids. The record is from RefSeq and is a predicted model, not a curated record.
CCUCCUUCCCUCCAAUCCUCUCCCCCUCUGUGCUGGUCCUAUUCUUGAGGACUUGCUUGUGAAACGGGAGAGAUAAACAGUCAUUGAGCGUACAGGAAAGGACACGGGGAGAGAUAGUGUGUUAGAAUUUAGGAAUUACCUCCCUCCCCUUCCCCCUGGUCUAUCUCUCCAUCUUCAUCCCUUGUCUCUUCUUUAAUGGAUAGAAAUUAUCCUGGCACAGGAUUCGGUGAUUUGGGCGCUGGAACGGGAUGGAGUUACGAGAGAUCGGCGAAGGCAAGUUUGGUUUAUGGGAGUUCCAGAUCCUCCCAUCCAGAAACAGAGCUCCUCCACCGCCAAACGUAUGCCACACCACACCCCCUGCAGGGAUAUGCAACAAAUCACCAUCCAGGCAGUUCUGGACAGGGCGGGGCAUGGGGUGCAGGAAGGAGCUUAGGGCUCUCAGGCUUGUUUGAUACUGGUCUACAUCAUGCCAGCCCCUCAGGACCAGAUGCUUCAGUUAUGAAUUUGAUCUCUGCUUUGGAAUCUCGAGGUGCUCAGCCUCCUCCCUCUGCCUCUUCCUUACUCUCCCAGUUUCGCACCCCAACCUGGCAAACUGCAAUGCACACUCCAGCCCCUGCAGAGCUAUUCAUUUCUGGUGCACUACCUGGCUCUGGCUCAUUUCCCUCUUCCUCUGCUCUUUCUGCAUAUCAGCACCCUGCAUCCUUCUCUGGGCGCUCCUUUCCUGGGGUGACCCCAUCAUUAUCUCUGCAGGAUACACCUACUUUCAGUCCUAAUUCCAAUGGUCUCCUGUCACCCCAUGAUCCUUUGCUGCACAUUAAGACCUCCCAGUCAAGUCUUGGCUUUGACCGUCUUCUGACUUCACAAAGUGGGGCUGCUUCGUAUAGAGGGUCACAAGAGCCCACUAGUGCUCCCCCUCCACAAGCACCUGCAUCCUCCUCAACACGCCACUUACCACCCCCUCAGUUUAAUCUACUCUCCUCACAGCUUCAGGACCAGUCAUCCCAGCUCUACAAUUCUUCUGUAUUUUCUUCGGCACCUGCGCCCCCACAAGCUCCACAGUCCCAGGAAAGGGCCAUCCCCAGGCAAGACAGUGUGAUCAAGCACUACCAGCGGCCUUCUCCUGCACAGUCUCAACUUUCCUCUUCCACACCUCAUGCUCUACAGCAAUAUCUCAGUUGUGGUGCAACAGGAUAUCAGCAUAUACCCCACCAUCGGCAUGGGGGAGUAAACUGUAGCCCACUGGGUGAACAAAGUCCUUCAUCUGACCCCAUAUCCUCUCCCCGAUCAGAACAAGUUUACCGCCCUAUCAUCCAGCCCCCAUACACCUCCUCCUCAGUCUCAUCCUCAGCUGGCUCAGGUGGUAGCAUUGUAAAAAAAGGAAAGAGUUCCAGCUCAAGUAGUGGCUACUCUUCUUCUGGCUCUUCCUCAUCUCGUACCCCUCACACUCCUCCUUCAGCUUCUUCCACCUCCUCUGCCUCUUCUUCUAAUCCUAAUGUGUCAUCAAGUACCUCCUCUGCACCCUCAAGGCAGCAACCACCACCUCAGUCAGCACAGCAACCCCAACCCCCUCCACCUCCAACAGUAUCAUCCAAUGCUACACAGCAGCAGCCUCCAAAAUCUUGCUUGACCACAUAUGGCUCUCCUGUUGGACCCAUCAAACCAACUGCUGGCCUUCCUGGUCAAACCCCUCCAGAGCAACAGUCAUAUUCACCAAGCCAGCCAUCCUCCACCCACCUACCACAGCCAUAUGGUGGAUUCAGUUCUCCACAGGCCCAGGAUCUUGGUUCUAGCCUUGGUGGGUCUGGAAAAGCAUAUGGAAGUCUUGGAUCAACAGAGCGUUCAUUUUCAGCUGAGGUAGUCUAUGGCUCUGAUUCAGCAUAUGGUUCUUUGCCACCAUCUCUUGGAGGGGCAGGAAGUCCAUCAAUGGGCUAUGGUGGAACAGGACAUUCGCCUGCCUUAAUGGUGUCCGGAGGUGGUACAGGCACAACAAGCAGUACCACUGUCUCAGGAGCUGGUAGUUCAGGAAGUGUAGGUGGUGGUAGUGGUAGUGUAGCAAGUGGUGGUGCAGGAUCUUACCACCUCCCAGAUUCUAGCCCUUUAUCGUCAAGUAAUUCUGGAAUCAUCCGCCCAGGUCUGCACUCCCCUGCACCAUCUCGCCCUGCACAGUCACCUGGAGGGAAUGGGGGUAACAAGUACAUGUCCUCAGUUCUUUCCCCAGCAUUUAUUGCUUCUCCACAGGGAUAUUCAGACACAAGGGUACCAGCCAAACAGACACAAUCUUAUCAUACAACACCACCAAAAUCUAAUUCUGAUUCUGAAAUGCUUGGGGUAGAGAGACCCCAAGAGGAGGAUGAAGAAGAUGAAGAUGACUUUUUGAUCCAGCACUUAUUGCACUCACAGAGUCCAGCACCCAACACCUCCCAGCACCUGUCUCAACAAGAUCAGCAGGUAGCCUCACAACAGCUGCAGUCCCAGUCCACACCCCAGAGUAGAGAUGGAGAAAAGAGUCUUUCCGCUUAUGAGCUCAACAAGGCAUCCGAGGAGCGUUACCAUUUACUGAGUGUCAUUCGGACAAAUAAUACCACCAACAGUGUGGCACCAGUUCCUUCUGGCUCUUGUGGUCCAGGAACAGGUUUAGAAAACCAGUUGGAGAUGUCUCUGAAAAAGCAACAACAGACUAAGUCUGAUAGAGUGCUCUCUGGAACUGGAGCAAAUGGUGGUCAAAGUGCAGUUGAUUCAUUGCCACACACUCACUCACAUGGUCAACACCCUAACCAACAUGACUCUCUUGGUUCAGUGGUCCAUUAUGGCAGAGGAGACCCUUACACUCAUCAAACCCAUCAACAUCACCCAUCGCACUCACAGCAUUCUCAACAUUCACAGCACCCUCACCCCCAUUCAAUGUCUCACUCUCAUAUGGAUCUUAAGAAAGAUCAGGAUCCUUCAGAAUUACCCUAUCUGCGAAAGACACCAGACUUGCAACAGCGACAGAACCAGUCCUCCCUUGGCCUAAUGGAUUCCCCACCUGACCAGGCUCAGCAAACCUCCCAAACUCAACUUCUCCAAUCUGCCCUUUCUCAUAAAAUUCGUAACAAUAUGGACAACCAUCAGGCUUCUUCACAGCAACAACACCCAAUGAGUCAGCGAGCAAUGAUUGGACCAACUGGUGGACUAGGCUCUGGUGGCUCUGGAGGAGUAGACAGUCAGCCACAGACCUCUCAGCUUCAACUCCAGCUCCAGUCCCAAAAUAUGGAGGCCCACUAUGGACGUGAGGCUCAUCAAAACCAAAGCCAGUCUAGUCACAAUUCACCACUAGACAUGCUAGAGAGAUCUCUCUCCAGGGCAAAUAGCCGGGAAAGGACAGUGCCCUCUGACAGAGUUGGUGCAGGAGAUGGGAGCACCAAUGAUCAUCUCAGACAACAGCAACAGCAUAGGAUGUCCUCACACCAUCAGCCCCACCAUCCACAGCAACCAGCAGCAGAGCUUCAUGAUUUCUUGUCAGACCCUGAUUUGAGCAUGUCGACCCCCUCUCAUUUGCACCAUUUGACCUCACAUCAUCCACAACCUCAUGCCCACCAUCAAACACAUCCUCACCACCAACACCUUCACCAGCACUCUCAACACAUGCAGCCAACUUCUGGACCUUCACAGCCCCAAGCCCAGCCCAGGGAACAAGAGCCCCAGCCACAACUGGAUCGGCUCAAAGAGCCUCAAUUUGAAACUGGCAGUCCUGUGGGAAAAACAGCUCAGAACCAGGGUCAGAGCCAAGAGCAGCAACAGCGGUUUGUGCCACUGACCUCUAUCUGUUUCCCAGAUUCACUCCUCCAAGAUGAAGAUCGAUCAUUUUUCUCAGGGAUGGAGGAUAUGUUCUGCUCUGAUGACUACAAGGCUAGCUGUGCUGGGGGAGGUGAAAGUGCUGGGCAAGGAGGUCAGUGUGGUGUGCCAGAGGCACGGGAAACAGUACAAGAUAGGAUGGAUGCAGUUAAAUCUACAGGUGGUGGAGGAGGUGGAUAUGAUAUUAUGGGACACCAUGGUGAUCAGGGCUAUGGGCAGUAUUGUCACAGCUUGUCUGAAUCUGGCAAUGGUACUAUGCACUUAGAUAUGGACCCCAUGAAAUCCCAUGAACUCCCAUCCACUGUAAACACAGAACAGCUGGGCUUAAUCCAGUCUCAGGGCCCAGGGCUUGGAAUGGGCAGUACCGGGCAUGUUGUGGAUGUAACUGGAAACAAAAUUAUGAGCUCUGUAGGUGUAGGGAGUGGUCCUGCCACAGGGGGACUUACCUCACCGAUCUUUUGCUCCUCUAGGCCUAAAAAACUUUUGAAGUCAAGCUCAUUUCACCUCCUAAAACAGCGAAAAGAUCAUAAUGCCCAACCACAGGCUAAGAAAAACUAUGCCCAAGAAUAUGAGUUUGAGGAUGAUGAAGAUAAAGCAGACAUUCCAGCUGACAUCCGCUUAAAUAGUAGACGUCUCCCGGACUUGCUUCCUGAUCUUGUGUCCAGCUGCAGAAAGUCUGGAGGUGGUUCAGGAGUUGGCAGUUUAAGCUCCUUAAUGGGUGAUUUAGAUUUCUGCCACCCCUCAGGUUACCCAUCGCUUGGACCUCCCCCAGAGCUUCUCCCUCAUGAUGGCCCAAAGAAAAGAGGGAGGAAACCCACCAAACCUAAACGUGAGGGUCCACCAAGACCCAGGGGUAGACCCCGUAUUCGACCUCUCCCUGAGCCUCCAUAUGGCAGGAGCAUGAUGGGACCUGGUGGAGAGUGUAAAAAGGGCCGUGGUCGAGGAAGAGGGCGUGGAAGGAAGGAUGAUCACAUUAUGGAGAUGCACAGAGACAUAAACAAGGGGCAGAACUACCAUCAACAAGCAACUCACCUUCAUUAUCAACCACAGUUACAACAGCACAUGCACCACCAUUUGCAACAACAGCAGCAGCAUCAACCACAACAUAUGCACCAACAACAGCACAUGCAUGUACAACACCUUCAUCAACAACAGCAACAUCAUCAGCAACAACUUACGCAACAUCAGCCUCAGCAACAAUAUCAAGAGCCGAUCAAACCAAUCAAGAUUAAGCUCCCUAUCCCUUCCAUGCCCUCAUCUGACUCACUGCUGAGGACAGACUCCAUGUCAAGUACAGAUCCAGUUCUGUCUGAUGGUUCAUUAGGAUCUGCACCAUCUCUUGGUUUGAGCCCAGGGCCCACUACCGGUAUUGACAUAAACAGAAAUGAUAUGAACUGUGGUCAGGAAAAGAUGAAGCAGAAACACCAAGAGAUGUCCUGGGAGGAAGAAAUGGAUGAGCAAAUGACCCCAGAGGCCUGGGCGACCAUGGAGAAACUAUCUGGCUCAAUGGAGGAUAAGCCUUCGGAGCUAAAGUCUGGUUUCAUAACUUCCUUUCUGGAUUUCUUGAAAACGGGGAAGAAGCAGCCAGGCCCUGAAGCUCCACCUGUGCCACUCCCUGUGGAUGGACGCUCCACAGAUUCCUCUUCAAUAAAGGGAGGCAUUCGCCCAUUAUCACCACAUCCUCCUCUUCCACCCCCACCUCCUCCCUUUGCAGAGAACGAGGGGGAAGGAAGCAUGCCUCUCACUAACUGCCCAUCCCCCUGUAAAAGACUUGAUGAGGAGUUCAAGAGAAACUUGGAGACCUUGCCAUCAUUCUCCUCAGAUGAGGAAGACUCUGUCAGUAAGAACCAGGACCUGCAGAAGAGCAUAUCGUCAGCCAUUUCUGCCCUCUAUGACACACCCCACAGCCUCACUGCCAUUCAACCUCCACACACACCAUCACCACCCACUCCACAAGUAGAAACUCUUAACACCCCCCCGCCACCACCCCAACUCGAGUCUGACCCACACGCAGACACUGAACCUGAGACAGAUAUGUAUGUGUCACAAGAGCUAGAUUCACACUCACGACCCAACCCACAUGAGGAGACACAUGUUUCUGAUGAGGAUGAGGAAGAACCUGAGCAGGAGGUGCAUAAAGAAAUGCAGCAGAAGAAAGACAGUGAGAUUGAACCGGAAGAAGAGGAGUUGGAAGAGGAGAGGACAAGAGAAAAAGAGGAAGUAGGUCAAACAGGGAAAGAGGAGAGAAAGGAGGAUGAGGUGGAAGAGUAUGAAAUUCAGGACACUCCCAAAAUGGAUGAAUCUCCUUCUGAGCCUACUACUGUCCCUGCACCCCCCUCUCCUCCAUUAUUUUCUCCUUCUCCCCCAUCCUCCUCCUCCCCAUACCCUCUGCCUCCUCCUCCUCUCUCUAUCCCCUCCCCUCUUCCAUCUCAAGAAGAGGAAGAGAAUCUACAGCAGCAACAAGAACAGCCACUAAUGCAUAAUUCCCUCCCUCCCAGUCCUUCUCCACCUGCUCUCCCCUCUCCCUCCCCACCUGCUCCCACACUCCCUCCCUCCACCACACCACCACCAUCCUCUUCUCCUCCUCCAUCUGAAGAGCUGCCCCAGCCCUCCCCAGGCUCGCCCCCAACCCCUGAAGAUGCCCCCACCCCUCAGAUCACUUCAUUGCACCUGGCUAAGAAGCAGUCCAAUGCAGCCAUUGCAGGAGAGAGUGAGGAUGAAGACAGUGAGAGUGGGGGGGAGGGUAUCUUCAGAGAAAGGGAUGAAUUUGUGGUGCGCACUGAAGAUAUUAGAACUCUUAAGCUGGCUCUGCAGACGGGGCGAGAACCUCCUCCAAUCUGGAGGGUCCAGAAAGCUCUGCUGCAGAAGUUUGCUCCUGAAAUCAAAGAUGGACAACGGCAGUUUUGUGCUACCAGUAAUUAUCUGGGCUACUUUGGAGAUGCGAAGAUGCGUUAUCAGCGCUUGUAUGUAAAAUUCUUGGAGAAUGUGAAUAAAAAGGAUUAUGUUAGAGUUUGCUCACGGAAACCCUGGUAUCGGCCCAGUCUCACACUGAGGCGCCAAUCUCUUCCCAAGCCUUCACCUGUACGUAGCCUGACUCCACCGCGCAUGGAACGAGAGGAUAGAAAGAAGGAGAGAGAGAGGCAAUGGGAGAAGGAGCAACGUGAACAAAGAGAAAAGGAGAAAGAGCGAGAAAGAGAAAAGGAAAGGAAGAGAGAAAGAGAGAGGGAGCAGAUGGAGAAGUCUAGGAGAGAAAAGGAGAAAGAGAAGGAGAGGGAGAGAGAGCUUGAAAAGCAAAGAGAGAGAGAGAAGGAAAGGGAGAAACAAAAAGAAAAAGAGAGAGAAAAAGAAAUGCAGAGAGAGAAAGAAAGAGAAAAACAAAGAGAGAGGGAUAGGGAGCGGGAAAAACAAAGUGAAAAGGAGCGAGAGAAGGAAAAGCUCCAAGAGAGACAAACUGAAGGGAAGCUGGAGAGGAGAACUUCUGUUGUAGAUCGAGGGAGGGUCAAAGAUGACAAAAGAGUAGGAGAGAAGAGAGUUGAACAGACAAGGUGCAGACCUGUGAAAGUAAAGUCAGAACCUCCACCCAAAAAGAGGAAGAAGUGGCUGAAAGAAAUACCCUACUCCUCUGAUUCAGACUCCUCUGCUGAUCCACCCAGUGAGAAUGAAGUGUCCAUACGCAGUGGAAUGAACAGUCGGGCCAUGAGAGAGAUGUUCCGUAGUUAUAUAGAGAUGCUGGUCAGCACUGCUCUGGAUCCUGACAUGAUCCAAGCUCUGGAAGAAACCAAUGAUGAGCUUUAUCUCCCACCUAUGAGGAAGAUUGACAGUAUCCUCAACGAACAGAAACAAAGACUGUUGAGGAGGGUCAACAUGUGUGUUCAGCACCAGGAGGUUCUGCACAUGUUCCCUCAGAUGACAGCAGACCCCCUGGACUCGGGAGCUGUUAAAGUGCACCUGGGCGGUGAGAAUUACAAUCGUAAAACCCUCAAUAGAGUCAAAAGGAGCCUUCCCAAACAGCAGGACCUGAAGCUAUCGACAGAGGCCUGCCGAAUAUACAGUCUCUAUCACUCUCUCCACCACUACAAAUAUCAUACCUUUCUGCACUGUAAAAAGGAGACGGACAGUAUAGAACAGGCAGCAGAAGAUCCAGGCCAGGAGGAGGUGGUACAGCGGUGCAUGGCCAACCAGGGCUGGCUAGAGACUCUAUUCAAGUCCUUCACUGAACUGCUGACACUUAGCACCAAGGCUUAAGAUACAACUGUCAGUUCAAAGAGCAUCCCAUUUGGAGAGAGGAGAACUUUGAACUAAACCGGUGCACACCUCCAGGUUGCAGGAAAAUUAGAUUUUCCUUUGCAGAAUGUGUACGGAGCCUGUGGCAGUUUAAGCUGCCUUUUAACAUAGAAAUGUUUUUGUAAAGCUUUUCAUUUCUCCCUUUCAUUAUGUGUUAGCUCCCUGCCAUGGGAGCCCAGGGAGACAAAAUGGAAAAAACGAGUGAGAAUGUGUAGAAACAAAUAAAGAUAGUGCCAAAGGGAACAGGGUUGAAAACCUUACAGGUCCGUGUUUUGGCAGUGAGGUGCGUUUUGAAUGCUAUGUUCCAUGCACACACUUAUAUAUAUAUAUAUAUAUAUACUCAAAUAUAAAUAUGUAUUAUGAACAAUUAUGAUUUGUAUUAUUUAUACAUGGACAUUUACACAUGGUUACCUCCCAAAGCUGGUGCAGUUUUCUAUUAUUACUCUGAAUAAUAAUGCUCAUGUUUUAUGAGGGUGAACAUGAAAUGGGCCACCCUUAAUCUCCAAUUCUUCCUGUCCCCUAAAAGGACAAGGCGGACAGGAUGUGGACAAAAGAGCAGUUUCAAAGCAGUGUGUAGUUCCUUUUUGUCUAAAAAAAUAAAUACAAAAUAGAGCAAAGGGAAAAUGUAUUUAAACUAAAAAAGGUGUUCUUUCUGUUUGUUCUUUUAAAGAAAAUGCGGAAAAGGAGGUGUAUUUGUAUGUUUUCUCAAAGAAAACAUGAUGCAGAGGGAUGUAAUAGUUUUAAAAGUGUUCAAAAUUUCUGUGUUUACUGUUUGUUUUUAUCUGUUGGUUGUUUACUAUAAUAAUUAUUGCUAAUAUUAUGAUUAUUUUGUAGGUUUGCUUAUUUCUCUUCUCUGUAAAUAUUGUACAGUUGCUUCAGUCUCUCUCUACCUGUCCCUCAUCUGUACAUGAAUCCUCCUGUAUUGGACAAACGCAAAUAAAAUAAAAGAAAAAGGAAUUUAUGAAAAUGAUGCAUUUUCACAUGAGACUGCCUUGGAGUUUUUUCUCCUUUAUAUAAAAGCUAGUAUUUUGUCAUUUGCAUGGAUAUAAAUGAGUGUCUUUUUGCACAUGGAGGGAAUAGGUUUGAAAAGAAGCAGAAGAGCAAAACAACCUGCUAUAAUGCUCCCUCUAACUAUUGCAAUUUGAGUCAAAGAUGUUUCUAAUGCUGACUAAGAGGAUUUGAAGAAUGACAUUAUAUUUAUUUAACGUUCUCAUUGCAGAAUGCCAUCAUUAGAUUCCAGCCUCAGCAGUUCUCUUCAAGGUAAACAUUCCACUCCUAGAGAAAGAAAAAUCUGUAGAUCUGCAUUUCCUGUUGUUACCAUGGUAACAUAACCAUGGCAACACCAGCAGCAUUUUUCAAGAGUAUUUGUCUUAUGGCUGCCUCUCUUUUGCUUUUAAGUAGCUUCCUAUUUCACUGCUUCU